AGGCUAUUCUAGUUUGCUAGCAAUUCCUCCGUAAUCCCGCCCUCAAAUUAUCUACAUGAUAAGACCCCGGGUUCGGGUAUAACAUCUCGUAUCAGAGCUUCUUGUUCCCAGAUCCCAAAGGACCAAGAACACACUUCCACUCUUUCUCAUUUCCUUCAUCCUCAUUUCGUCCAAAACAUUCUCCCCCCCCCCCAUUUCCUUCAUCCUAGCUACUGGCCUACCUUCACUCUUUCACUUCCUAGUUCAAAACAUGUCUCACACCUCCCAAAACAUCACCAAGGAAGACCUAGUUGCAUCCAAUGCCGAACUCAAAGCUCAAGUUGAGUAUUUGGCCAAACAAGUGGCUAAACUCACUAAAAUGAAGUUGAAGAUGACGAAGACACCCGAGGAAAGUGAAGACGAGCAAGAAGAAGAGACCCAUGCAGAAACUCCUUCCUCUUCCAUACGAAAGGACAACCAAGAGAAGUCCUCCGCUAGUUUCAAGGUUGAAAUCCCAACCUUUGAUGGCAAGGACGACCCCGAUGAUUUUAUCGAAUGGUUAGAGACGGUUCAAAACAUGUCUCACACCUCCCAAAACAUCACCAAGGAAGACCUGGUUGCAUCCAAUGCCGAACUCAAAGCUCAAGUUGAGGAUUUGGCCAAACAAGUGGCUAAACUCACUAAAAUGAAGAUGAAGAUGACGGAGACACCCGAGGAAAGUGAAGACGAGCAAGAAGAAGAGACCCAUGCAGAAACUCCUGCCUCUUCCAUACGAAAGGACAACCAAGAGAAGUCCUCCGCUAGUUUCAAGGUUGAAAUCCCAACUUUUGAUGGCAAGGACGACCCCGAUGAUUUUAGCGAAUGGUUAGAGACGGUUCAAAACAUGUCUCACACCUCCCAAAACAUCACCAAGGAAGACCUGGUUGCAUCCAAUGCCGAACUCAAAGCUAAAGUUGAGUCUUUGGCCAAACAAGUGGCUCAACUCACUAAAAUGAAGUUGAAGAUGACGGAGACAACCGAGGAAAGUGAAGACGAGCAAGAAGAAGAGACCCAUGCAAAAACUCCUUCCUCUUCCAUACGAAAGGACAACCAAGAGAAGUCCUCCGCUAGUUUCAAGGUUGAAAUCCCAACUUUUGAUGGCAAGGACGACCCCGAUGAUUUUAUCGAAUGGUUAGAGACGGCUACUGGCCUACCUUCACUCUUUCACUUCCUAGUUCAAAACAUGUCUCACACCUCCCAAAACAUCACCAAGGAAGACCUGGUUGCAUCCAAUGCCGAACUCAAAGCUCAAGUUGAGUAUUUGGCCAAACAAGUGGCUCAACUCACUAAAAUGAAGUUGAAGAUGACGGAGACACCCGAGGAAAGUGAAGACGAGCAAGAAGAAGAGACCCAUGCAGAAACUCCUUCCUCUUCCAUACGAAAGGACAACCAAGAGAAGUCCUCCGCUAGUUUCAAGGUUGAAAUCCCAACCUUUGAUGGCAAGGACGACCCCGAUGAUUUUAUCGAAUGGUUAGAGACGGUUCAAAACAUGUCUCACACCUCCCAAAACAUCACCAAGGAAGACCUGGUUGCAUCCAAUGCCGAACUCAAAGCUCAAGUUGAGUUUUUGGCCAAACAAGAGGCUCAACUCACUAAAAUGAAGUUGAAGAUGACGGAGACACACAAGGAAAGUGAAGACGAGCAAGAAGAAGAGGCCCAUGCAGAAACUCCUUCCUCUUCCAUACGAAAGGACAACCAAGAGAAGUCCUCUGCUAGUUUCAAGGUUGAAAUCCCAACCUUUGAUGGCAAGGACGACCCCGAUGUAUUUAUCGAAUGGUUAGAGACGGUUCAAAACAUGUCUCACACCUCCCAAAACAUCACCAAGGAAGACCUGGUUGCAUCCAAUGCCGAACUCAAAGCUCAAGUUGAGUAUUUGGCCAAACAAGUGGCUCAACUCACUAAAAUGAAGUUGAAGAUGACGGAGACACCCGAGGAAAGUGAAGACGAGCAAGAAGAAGAGGCCCAUGCAGAAACUCCUUCCUCUUCCAUACGAAAGGACAACCAAGAGAAGUCCUCCGCUAGUUUCAAGGAAGACCUGGUUGCAUCCAAUGCCGAACUCAAAGCUCAAGUUGAGUAUUUGGACAAACAAGUGGCUCAACUCACUAAAAUGAAGUUGAAGAUGACGGAGACACCCGAGGAAAGUGAGGACGAGCAAGAAGAAGAGGCCCAUGCAGAAACUCCUUCCUCUUCCAUACGAAAGGACAACCAAGAGAAGUCCUCCGCUAGUUUCAAGGUUGAAAUCCCAACCUUUGAUGGCAAUGAAGACCCCGAUGAUUUUAUCGAAUGGUUAGAGACGGUUGAACGCGUGUUUGACUAUCUGACAUUCCUGAAGUUCAACCAAACAACCAAUAAUCGAUUAUCACAAUUGUGACAAUCGACUAUCUAGCAAUCU
Molecule: messenger RNA, 2410 nt
Organism: Cuscuta campestris
Lineage: Eukaryota; Viridiplantae; Streptophyta; Magnoliopsida; Solanales; Convolvulaceae
Source: the annotation of a GenBank genome assembly